Messenger RNA from Fimicolochytrium jonesii, 1671 nucleotides. RefSeq names its product NPL4 family-domain-containing protein. Gene Ontology annotation, biological process: ubiquitin-dependent protein catabolic process. Gene Ontology annotation, molecular function: ubiquitin binding; ubiquitin protein ligase binding. The record is from RefSeq and is a predicted model, not a curated record. Bases 1 to 1671 code for a protein of 556 amino acids. NCBI's taxonomy places the organism in Eukaryota, Fungi, Chytridiomycota, Chytridiomycetes, Spizellomycetales, Powellomycetaceae. The transcript has 8 exons. Gene Ontology annotation, cellular component: nucleus.
AUGCAGAUAGCGGCGGCGUUGAAAGUGGACGACAAGUCGCUGUUGAUCUCGACAGACUCGAAGGGUGCACAGGUUGUCUCUGUACCGGCGGGUCAGCCGGUUGGUGGGCUUGGAUUGAAACAUGGCGACAUUCUUUAUGUGGAUUUCAAACGUACCGCUGCGGAACCCGCCGCGUCGGCAUCGGCGGUGACGUCGACUGGGGCACAGGAGCCUCGUCCGGUAGUUAAGCAGGAUGCCAUCGAUGAUGGUCUGGAAAAGCAGCCGGGGACUAUCAAACGAGGAAGAGACGCGAGAUUCUGCAAACAUGGCGCUUCCGGAAUGUGUGAAUACUGUAUGCCGUUACAGCCAUGGGACGCGAAAUACCUUGAAGACAACAAGAUAAAGCACAUGUCAUUCCAUGCAUACCUACGGAGACUGACGGAUCAGAACAAAACCGCACCCCCGACGAGUUCCCAGUUCCUGUCUCCAUUGGAGGAAGCUGAGAUGAAGGUGAAAAUACCUUGCCCGAGUCGAACGCACGAGUCGUGGCCGAAGGGGAUUUGCACGAAAUGUCAGCCCAGUGCGGUGACACUGCAAAGCCAGAAUUUCCGCAUGGUGGAUCACAUUGAGUUUGAAACGGCAGGAAUGAUCGACAAUUUCCUCAAGUACUGGCGUGCAACAGGGUAUCAACGGUUCGGUUACCUCUACGGCCGCUUCGAGCCGUACGCGGAAGUACCGCUGGGUGUGAAAGCGGUCGUCUCUGCCAUUUACGAACCACCACAAGAAGGCGCAUACGACGGACUGCAGCUAACCCUGCCAAACACGGAAAUGGCCGCCGUCGAAGAGAUAGCUGCGCGACUCGGGCUCGUUAAAGUGGGCAUGAUCUACACGGAUCUGACGGACGACGGGAGGGGGAAGGGGACGGUUAUCUGUAAACGCCAUGCGGACUCGUACUUUCUGUCCUCGGCGGAAUGUAUCUUGUCAGCGGAGAUGCAGUUGAAGAACCCGACUGUGAGCAAGUGGUCGGCUUCGGGGAAGUUUGGGAGUCGGUUCGUUACUUGUGUUAUGACUGGAAACGAGGACGGCGGCAUCGACAUCUCGACCUUUCAGGUCUCCAACACAGCGAUGGCGAUGGUCCGGGACGACAUCAUCGAAGCCUCCGUCGAACCAUCCCUCGUGCGUGUUAAGCAGCUUACAGACGAACACUACGUUCCCGAAGUGUUCUACAAGUACAAAAACAAGUACGGAAUCAUGGUGCAAGACGCUGCCCGGCCCACAUUUCCUGUCGAGUACCUCUUGGUGACGGUAACACACGGAUUCCCGCAAACCCCAUCCCCACUCUUCACCUCCCCCCUCAACUUCCCAAUCGAGAACCGACCCGGUGUCGAGACGCAGGAUAUGGGCGCACUGCAGCGACACCUUAAACAUGGCUCGUUGACGGAUAUGUUGUCUGAUUUCCAUUUGCUGCAUUAUUUGCGGGGUGUUGGGGUUGUUGAGCAGUUGGUCCAGCGGCCUUCCUGGCAGACUCUGGAGAUGAUCAUGAAGGAAACGGUUGGCGCGGGACCCGUUUCCUCCGGCCCAUCCACGUCCAGCUCAGGCGCGGCAGGACCAUCUUCUGCUGCUGCGGCGAAAGCGCCGUGGGCAUGUAGGCAUUGCACCUUUAGAAAUCCGGGCGGGGGUGGCGAGUUGUGA